AUGAGUGAAGAGUUCCAGUUGAAACCAGUAUCAUUUUCUCCAGAAGUGCUUGCAAGAAUAGCGCCGGAACUUUCGUUGCAAAGACACUUGUCAGUAGGGGUUAGACCAUGUCUACGUUCAUUCCAGGAAUUCAAAUCGGUUCAAAUAAAUCCUCAGCUAGACUCUAUAAAUCGAUACACUUCUAACCAAGGGAUCAGUAGUAAGUCGACCGUUUUGGGAUCUUCAAAUAUAAAAUGUGGAAACACCAUCAUCUUUUGCACCAUAACUGGAGGUUUUAUAGAAACUCUUCUACCAAAUGAUGAGGCCGAUGAGAACGUGAAAGAAUAUGAAAAAAUCUAUGAGAACAGCGAAAAGCAGGAAAAUAACCAACAAGAUGAUAGCUUAUCUAACUUCAGAACUGUAUAUCCAAUUAUUGAGAUUGAAAGAGGCAGAACCGGUGCUCCUACAGAUGAAGAAAUGAUCAUUUCCCAAACAUUACAUGAUACAUUACUAAACUCCAAAAUAUUACCCAAAGAGUCCUUGGAAAUUGAUUUGGGAUUGAAGACAGUGGAUAAAGAUAAUAAUGAAAUUAUCAUUUAUCCUAAUGAAUCAAAGGAUAUUGAUUCUUCAUUGUUCCAAUUCCCAAGAAAAUACUCUUUUGUGUUAUACGCCUCAAUUCAAGUUUUCAGCAGGUCUGGUCCAAUACUAGACGCUGCGUGGUUGGCUCUUAUGAUUGCCUUGAAAUCUACCAAAUUGCCUUGUGUUUAUUUCGAUGAAAAAAAUUCCAACUUACUUAAUGAUAUUAGUUCUUUAUCCAGCAAAAAGAGUGUUAAAACCGGGGUCGUCAACGCGAAAUCAGGAUCGCAAAUUAUUUGUGAUCCUACUAAAAGCCAUGAUUUGAAAUUAAACAAUUCUGAUUUAUACACCACUACCAUUGGUCUUAUUGAGUUGGAUAAGGAUUUUAGCGUGGAGAUUGAAGAUGUGGAGAACAAUGAGGAUUUCAAAGCUUUAUCGGUUGACAAACACACUAGAAACGAAGGUGAACCAAUUUUGUUGUGUGACAUAGAAGGAGAUGCUGAAGAAAAUGCUAUUGGAUCAAGGGUUGUUGUUAUUCCUGAUAUCAAUACUGAAGAUGACGAUAAUUUGGUUUCGGUGACGAUCAUUGGGGGUGGGAGUAAAGUUACAAAGCAAUCUAUCCAAAACUCUAUUGGCCUUGCAAAGUUGAGAUCCAAAAAUUUACAGCAACAAUCAUGA
Saccharomycopsis crataegensis is the source of this 1233-nucleotide messenger RNA. RefSeq names its product exosome non-catalytic core subunit RRP43 (gene RRP43). Gene Ontology annotation, molecular function: mRNA 3'-UTR AU-rich region binding. The record is from RefSeq and is a predicted model, not a curated record. Gene Ontology annotation, biological process: U1 snRNA 3'-end processing; U5 snRNA 3'-end processing; nuclear mRNA surveillance. The coding region runs from base 1 to 1233 and encodes 410 amino acids. The transcript has a single exon. Gene Ontology annotation, cellular component: cytoplasmic exosome (RNase complex); nuclear exosome (RNase complex). Lineage: Eukaryota; Fungi; Ascomycota; Saccharomycetes; Ascoideales; Saccharomycopsidaceae.